This is a messenger RNA of Camelus dromedarius (Arabian camel), 4338 nucleotides long. It is a transcript of the gene GPBAR1, whose product is annotated as G protein-coupled bile acid receptor 1. Gene Ontology annotation, cellular component: plasma membrane. Gene Ontology annotation, biological process: G protein-coupled receptor signaling pathway. The record is from RefSeq and is a predicted model, not a curated record. The transcript is spliced from 4 exons. Bases 3198 to 4187 code for a protein of 329 amino acids. Lineage: Eukaryota; Metazoa; Chordata; Mammalia; Artiodactyla; Camelidae. Gene Ontology annotation, molecular function: G protein-coupled bile acid receptor activity.
AAUUCUGUUUUGAGGUCUUCUGGAUCCUCCCCCCAAAAGCUGGUAUUUUUCCCCUGCUUGGGUGGCCCUUAAACUGCAGCAGCCAGUGAGGAGGGUGUUGGUGGGACUCUCUGUGUCUGGAUAAAGUGGGACCUGUGCAGGCUAAGAACCAGGAGUUUGGCAGGAAAGCAAGUAAGACUGUAACAAGAAGUGAGUGUGGGGCCAGAUGGCAGGAAGUUGAAGCCAGGAAGAGGAAGUGGCGCUGGCUGCUGCAUCAGCCCUCCUACCCGGAGCUGAUACUCAGCAGUUACCAUUUCAGUUUCCUUCAGUCCGUCUCAUGUGAAGUAGGCCUGAUGGACCGUCAUCCUGGCAGCUACAGAGGCAUAUGACCCAAGCCUGGGUCUGCUCUGAGGAUUGUCUUGUUCAAGCAGUGCUGCCCCCUUCUGGGAACUGCUGAAAGCACUGCACUUUCUGUGACUUGGGUAGACCUGGAGAAUCUAUUGUUGAGCCCUGACAGGAAGGACCACAGUUUCUUCUGCCCAUAUAGCUGACCUACAGCUUCUUGAAGCCAGGGUCCUGGCCAGCCUCAGUCACAGGAUUGUGCCUAGAGCCCUUCUGAGGCUUCCAAGAGCUCAUCAGCUGUUGCCUAUGGAGAGUGUUGAACAGUUCAAGGAAGCCACCAGGGUCCAGGAAGACCCAUUGCCCCUGCUCAUCUAGUCAGUGAGGACCCCCAGCCUUCUCCGCACCACCCGGUCCCAUACACCCAGGGUCAGCAGAGAGAAAUUAAAUACUCAAAAGAGAGCAGAGUGGACGAAGGAGGCCCAGGUGGAUUCCCUGCCACGCCCCAGGCAUCAUGAUACAGGCUCUACUUGAGGAAAGGAAAACAGGGACUUGAGCCUGCAAAACCAGCUAGGUGGAGCUUUUUUUUUUUUUUUAACUUAAUCCAUUUUUAUGAAGAAUGAAAGGAUGCAAUGUGGUAAAGACGUAUUUAAAGACUAGUAGUAGAAUAAGACAGAUGCAUCAAAUUUUGUUUAUAUCCUAAAUAAUUACAAGAGACUUUGAAAGCAUAGUGUAAUUUACGUUUUCUUUCCAGUUUAAAACUGCCUGCGCCAGAGCCAUCUUGUGGGCAAAGAGGAGAGUGGAGCAGAGAGGAACUGGAUGAUCCAGUAAGGAAGAAACAGGGCUGAGCAGGGGGUGGAACCCAGGCUCCUCAGUUCCUGCUCCCUCGGUUGCCCUCUACACAUCAUCCCACACACAGUGUUUAGACAGAGCAGCAAAGAAGAAACGCAGACAUCCUGAAUCCUGCAGGGAGGAGGCCAGGGCUGGGAACAGAAAGAGAGGCUGUCUCCAGGAUGUCUGACUGCUGUGCAGAGUUGGCAGAGCUAGACCUCUCAGGCCUCCAGCCCUUCAGGCCCGGGUCUCCCCCAGAGAAAGCAGAUGUCCCCUUGCUCCACCUACUUGUGCUCUUGAGCAAGGAAGUUUUUCCUAAUGUCUCACCUCUAGCUCCCUUGCUGCAGUUUAUCCUAUUGCCUCCCUUUUCAGGCCUCAAGGGAGUGUAACAGCUUACCUCCCUCACUCCAAAGCUGCACUUGAUACAAGAUGGAAAUCAGGGGCUUCCUAGCCUUAAACUUGCCCUCCCUUUCAUUCUACCUAGUUUCCUCCAUUUCCCUGUGGAGCAAAAGUGUCAUUCCCCUCUAGCUUUUCACAGGCUCUCCAUCUGCCUUAUUCAGUGGAGUUCUUAGAGGGGACAGGUGGCUGGAGGGAAGGGACAUGCAGAGAAGGCCAGAAAUCCCUUUCAUUGAGUGUUAACCAUGCCAAGCACUGACCCAAGUCCUUAUCACACAUUUUCUCAUUUAGUCUCACACUAGGUGAGGACAGUAUGAGCCCCAUUUUACAGAUGAGGAAACUAAGGCAAGAGAAUUUUAAUAAUUUGCUCAAAUUUACACAGCCAAAAAAAUAGGAUCCAACCAGGAUUCUGACAUUCAAACCCAGGACUGCUGAUACCAACACUGCUGAUAUCAAUGCCUCUUAAUCAUGCAAGAGGGAGGAAGGGAGUCAUUUGUUGAGACCACUUUCCCCAUCAGGUGUCAGGCACUGGGAUGUAUGCAGUUAUCCAAAGAUAAUCCCCACAACAACCCUGACUGGUGUUUCCCUUGUUCCCAUUUUACAGGCGAGAAAAUUGAGGCCCAGAGUUAAUUUGCCCAAAGUCAUACCCACAGAGCCAUUUCUACCUCAUAGCCCAGAACUUGACUCUCAAAGUAGUUGAGAACAGUGUGGAAUGAUCCCAGUUUCUGGAAGGUCUUAUUAGCUGAAAUGCCCUACCAAGUGAUAGGGAGAGGGGCAGGCAGUGAAAAUCCUCAGGCUCCAAACACCCCUACCCUGCCACCAUCAGACAUGCAUUACUCCUCAGCAGACCAGCGGCAGAAUUACGGAGCUGGAUGUGCUGUCAGCUGGCUGGCCACGCCAAGGGUUUAAGGCUCAUAAAAUGUAAAUAUAUUAGCUGGGGCAGGAAGUGGAGAGGGUAGACUAAAUCAUUAUUUUUCAUUAACUGGAAUGCAUUUCUCAGAUUCGCUAAGCAGUAGCAGACCAGAGGGCUCCAAGCUGGAUGACCUGCCACCUUGGUGGCAAGCUAUGUUCUGUGGCUGGAGAGGAGGACCCUGGUACUGGAGGACAAGGAGGGGGCACUGGAGAGAGGGGAGGAAGGCCUCCCAGUACUGCAGCGCAGGGUGUGCCAGGUCCCACCUCCCAGAGGCGGGGCCAGGCUGAGUCCUGCCAGCCUCAGCUCCAUUCCUCCAGGAACCCAGGCAGGGUAGAGCCAGGGCAGUGGUGAUUCCUGGGCCCUGCUGUCCCUGCAGAGUAGGGGCGCCAUGCCCUCAUCGGUCAGGACACCAGACAUCACCAGAACCCCUGCAGUGCUGGCCGCGGCAACUCCCUGACACCCAGAGGAAAGCCCAGGCUUGGGGAGCAAUACCUGUCCCCCACAACCAUUUCCCAGGAAGGGCCCUGUUGCUAGUGUGGUGCAGACGAGUCAAGUUUAUGGGCUGGAAGUCCUACCCAGAGGCUGCUCACUGAGCUGUAACUGGCAACAAGGCGGAUGGAGAGGAGGUGCAGAGGACAGGACACCCCCUUGCUGCCACCCAUUGCCCUGGCCUCAUCACUGACGCAAGUGCUCGGCAUGCCUGCUGCUGCUCCAGGCCUCCCCUGUCCCCAGGCCCGAGAUGACACCCAACAGCACCAGGGAGGUGUCCAGCCCCGUUCCUGCGGGGGCCCUGGGGCUCUCCCUGGCCCUGGCAAGCCUCAUCGUUGCUGCCAACCUGCUUCUGGCCCUGGGCAUCGCUGGGGACCGCCGCCUGCGCAGCCCACCUGCUGGCUGCUUCUUCCUGAGCCUGCUGCUGGCCGGGCUGCUCACAGGGCUGGCACUGCCCGUGCUGCCAGGCCUAUGGAACCAGAGCCACCUGGGCUACUGGUCCUGCCUCUUCCUCUACUUGGCUCCCAACUUCUCCUUCCUCUCUCUGCUCGCCAACCUCCUGCUGGUACACGGGGAGCGCUACAUGGCAGUGCUGCGACCUCUGCGGCCCCGUGGGAGCACCCGGCUGGCCCUGCUCCUCACGUGGGCUGGCCCUCUGUUCUUUGCCAGCCUGCCCGCUCUGGGCUGGAACCACUGGGCCCCUAGUGCCAACUGCAGCUCCCACACCGUCUUCCCAGCCCCCUACCUCUACCUCGAAAUCUAUGGGCUCCUGCUACCUGCCGUGGUCGCAGCCGCCCUUCUCUCGGCCCGUGUGCUGGUCACCGCCCAUCGCCAGCUCCAGGACAUCCGCCGGCUGGAGCGGGCCGUGUGCCGCGGUGCGCCCUCGGCCCUGGCCCGGGCCCUUACCUGGAGGCAGGCAAGGGCGCAGGCUGGAGCCACGUUGCUGUUCGGGCUGUGCUGGGGGCCCUACGUGGCUACCCUGCUCCUCUCCGUCCUGGCCUAUGAGCAGCGCCCACCACUGGGGCCUGGAACUCUGCUGUCCCUCAUCUCGCUGGGCAGCGCCAGUGCGGCAGCCGUGCCCGUGGCCAUGGGGCUGGGUGAUCAGCGCUACACGGCCCCCUGGAGGGCGGCCGCCCAGAGGUGGCUCCGGGUGCUGCGGGGAAGACCCCAGGGUAGUCCUGGCCCCAGCACAGCCUACCACACCAGCAGCCAAAGCAGUGUGGACCUCGACUUGAACUAGGGGAAGGGCCUCUGUUCAUUCCUACUAGAAGCAUCCAUCCAUCCAUCUCAGCCACCAAGCCCAUCUCCACUUGUCUCCACGCCUCUGGACUAGAAACCUUGCCCCUAUUUGACCCCACCCUGACUGAAUAAAGCUCCUGUGGCCCACUUUA